Messenger RNA from Schizophyllum commune H4-8, 410 nucleotides. RefSeq lists its product as uncharacterized. The transcript has 3 exons. The coding region runs from base 36 to 254 and encodes 72 amino acids. The record is from RefSeq and is a predicted model, not a curated record. NCBI's taxonomy places the organism in Eukaryota, Fungi, Basidiomycota, Agaricomycetes, Agaricales, Schizophyllaceae.
GUGACGAGCGAGGUGUUCAGGCGAUAGAUGCUAAAAUGUAUGAGAUGAUGUAUAUGCAGAUGUAUUCUCAACCUAUGCUCGUCGCAGCAAUUCAUGAGCGCAAUUCAGGUUCAUUUGCACCGCAAUUUUUGAGUGAACUGGCUCCUGCCUGUCUCUGGCCCUGGUUUGCGAUUACAUUCACUUUUACUGUAAUCACGGCGAACAGUGUUCUAUGUCUUUUUCUAUCCAUUGCUCCCCCUCAUGCUGCUUGCUGAUUAGCAAGCUCCUUGAACAACUCUGGCAAGACCUCCUCGCAUCCGCCUCUGAAUCUGAAGUCCGCGCGCUCGUCCGCCUCGCUGGGCUCCCGAUUGAAGAUCGCGACAGUUCCCCCAUGCCGGUGGACGCGGUACGCAUAAGUCGACGCAGGGCGG